AUGCCGGACCAGGAGGCGGGCCCGAGUUUGAGGGAGCAGUUCGAGCGGGAUGGCUUCCUGCACCUCAAGGGCUUCUGCUCCAAGGACACCGUUCGUGAGAGGAACCACGAGGCGGAGCAGCUGGGGGAGCGCGACGCCGAGUGCGCGAGGUUGCAGGCGAGCAUGGGGAAGCUCAUAGACGCAUGGAACCCCGAGGAGACACUGGCGCCGAUCUUCACCACCGACGAGGAGGAGCAGACGAAGGCGCAGGGCGACUCCGACUACUUCCUGGACAGCGCGGAUCGGAUCCACUUCUCGGGGAAGGGGGCCGUCGACUCCGAGGGCAAGCUCCGCAAAGACGUCCCGAAGGGCGCCUCGCUGAACAAGGUCGGCCACGGGCUGCACGUGGUCGACGAGGCCUUCAGAGAGUACACCCAGUCCGCCAAGGUCGCCAGGCUGGUGGCCGAGCUUGGCUGGAAGGACCCAGUGCUGCCCCAGUCCAUGUACAUCUUCAAGCAGCCCACGAUCGGCGGCGAGGUCACCUCGCACCAGGCCGACGAGAGCGAUAACAUAAUAUACUACAAGGAAGUGAGAUCGAAGUUGAACCUAUUGCAGCAGAGAUACAAUAUCGCCUGGGCCAUGAAGGGGCCCAUCCAGGAGAUUACCCAGCAGAUUGCCAUCUUGCGCAGGAUGCUCAUAUCAGAGAAAUCACUCGCGCAGCAGAGUGCGUGGACAGAGACAACGAUUGCCAUAAUGAUGCUGAGGGUCGGCACAGCCAACAAAACGGUGGAAGCGCAGCAAGAGAUCCUGGACAAGAAGAUCGCCAUUCGAGACAACCUCCAGGACCAGCUAGGGGCGCUCCGCCGCACGAAGAACGAUAUCCGAGUCAUGAUACAAGAACCCCAGCAGGCCGAAGAAGAUGCAGCAACCCAGAUGGGCCUCGACAUGCGGGAUCGACCAGCAGCCGCCGACGAUGCCAACUACGAGGGCAGCGUCAGCAUCGGCGGCCCCGUCGACCCCAGCACCGCCCCGCGCGCCAACGGAAGUGGCAGGAUCAUCCCCGUCGACAGUAUUGACACCGACAGAACCGAUGCAGCCGCAGAGUCUCUCCCCUUCAGAGGUAAGUUCGACACCGAAGAGUCCGAGGAGGGGGCCAUUCGUGCAGGAUCGGGCCUCCAGGUACGAGAGCAGCUCAGAUCAGGCCUACUCUCUUGGCCCACCGGCAGAGCAGCGGCGGCGCCCAACAACAUCGCGCAGCCCGAGCACACGGAAGACCAGGGCUCCUACAUCAGCGAAGAGGCAAAGGCGAGCAGAAGACCACAGACCGCGCCCUCGUCCCGUUCGGAGGUCAACGACGUCAAGCGACAUUGUCAGAGAUUGCCAGCCAGCCAGAGGAGCAGCGCGCAGAACAGCAAAGCGACCACCAUCAAGGUGCCGAGCGACGGGGGGAUGAGCUGCACCGCGGAGAUUCACACAGACGAGUACGAGGUUCAGGCGAAGAUUCGCCCAGCCCUGUCGUGCUCGACCUCGACUCUAAGAUCCCGAUCGUCGUGCGGAUCGCGGGCGACGAUCCUGUCGGCAACAUCAAGUGCAAGUAAGGACCUGAAGGCAACAUACUCGCGCGCCUUCAGAGUGGCGGAUGCACAGCCCCCCUUAUUGACGGAGCUUAUGACGGAGGUCGACCAGACCGGCCUCCAUGCACGCGCCAAACUGGGCCUCGACAUAUGCCCAGUCGCCCAGCGCGCGCGCGGGCACGUCAGCAUCUUCGUCGACGGGUCAUUCGACGAAAAGAAGCUUAGUCCUGCGGCCUGGGCAAUGGCCGCCAUCGCCAAGCAGCCGAGCCUCGCCGAGAGCUACACCAUCGAAUCGGACUCGGCGUCGGCCAUCCAGAUUGCCAAGGGGGCUGCUCAAUCCGAGGCCCACCCUAAGCUUGGCACCCUCCUUCGAGUUUUGACCCGGGAGGCGCAGGCCAAGCGUGGAUUUAGUUUCAAGCGCGUGCCGUCUCACGAAGCCCACCCGUGGAAUGAGCUGGUCGACGGCCUUGCGAAGCGAGAGCACGUUGCCUCUGAAUUGCGCGACCCCGACUGGGCUAGUCGCCUGGCCCCCUGCGGUAGGACCCACGAGACGACUGAUCCCGAGGAUUUCCUCCCAGCAGAUGCCCUCGGCGGCGGGUUUGAGCCCCCGCCCGCGUUGAUCGGAGAUGCGCCCCUCACGGUGGCCUCAUUCAAUGCCACCUCGAAGGUCGGCCUACAUGUCAAUUUCAUGGUGACUCAUGCUCCAUAUCAAGAUGGCCAGAGCCGGCUGAUCGAAGCCGGCGACGCUCACAGGGCUGCGAUUUUCAAGACCAUGCUGUGCGCCAUCCUGCUCAUGGCUUGGACCGCUGAUGCCAGCGUGCAAUACAGCCACUUGCAGGAGCAGAUUUUACAGGCCGCUUCGGCGGCAUUCCCGGUUCAAAAGCACUUUCCUCGGAAACCUUUCACAGACCCCCUCGCCAUGUGCAUGAUUAGGUUGAAGGCGAGGCUCAUGAUUUGCGGCAAGUUCUCGAAGCUCAGCACCGACAUGGCCACCCAGGUGGUCCGAACUUUUAUUGAGGUGACCAGACAGAAGAGCCUCUCGUCCGUCAUUGCGUCGAUAGGCUUGAAGUCAGCUUUUUACAAGGUUAUUCGUGCACUGGUGAUGCCGAAUUUGAAUGAUCCCGUGGACCUGGCUGGCGCCAUCGGCGCCGCCGAGGACCUGGGCAACGAGCGCCUCUUGAAGAUGCUCGCCGGCACCCACGCGAGCACUUGGUUCAAAACCAACGGGUCCCAGGGAGUGGACCUUCGCGAGAUGAUCUCGACCACAGUUGCCAUCGCCAGCGAGAUCAAUGCUAGGUACGGGAUGACAGUAAACUUCAAGAAAGGACGCCCCGAUCAACCCCAUGUGGCCGACGAGCAGAUUCUGCUCGACACCGAUCGGAUUCCCGUUCCUGACGUGCUCCGUCUCAUGAGACGGUUGGCUAGGAACUCUGUGUACCAAGCGUGCUGUAAAGAUUUCCUCAACAGGCUCAGGUUGUUGCGACACCUGGGGUCCGCGGGCGCCAGCUGCCUCGAGAUUUGGUGUCGGGCCGAGGAACCCAUGCCCGAUGAUCUGUGCGAUGCGCUUCGUACUGGAGAUAGGAACCACGCGGCGGCGCUCAUGGUUCGGGGUUUGAGGGCGACUGAGGCCGAGGCCGGCGACGCGGCGGCUCCAAAGAUGGUCUUUGAGGAGCUCUCGGGCAGCGAGCAGAGCCAGGCGUGGAAGUGGGAGGGCAAGAUGCCCAGCGGCUGGGAGCCCCCGAGCGAGGGCCUGCGGCAGAGGGGCUUCGCGCCGCUGGAGUGCGAGGUGGGCGACCUGGUCGUGAUCCACGGUCAGGUGGACCACCUGAGCCUGCCAAACGUCAGCAAGCUCAAGAGGGACACCUUCCAGCUGCACCUGGUGGAGGGGCCUGGCGAGGGCAUCGAGUGGAGCAGGCGGAACUGGCUGCAGUAUCCCGGGUCGAAGCCCUUCCCUCGGCUGGGCGCCGCGGCGGGCGCCAAGAGGAAGGCCGCGGAGAUCUCGUGA
Messenger RNA from Prorocentrum cordatum, 3558 nucleotides. Lineage: Eukaryota; Dinophyceae; Prorocentrales; Prorocentraceae. The record is from the annotation of a GenBank genome assembly.